This is a messenger RNA of Pyrgilauda ruficollis (rufous-necked snowfinch), 421 nucleotides long. RefSeq names its product serine rich and transmembrane domain containing 2 (gene SERTM2). Gene Ontology annotation, cellular component: intracellular membrane-bounded organelle. Lineage: Eukaryota; Metazoa; Chordata; Aves; Passeriformes; Passeridae. The record is from RefSeq and is a predicted model, not a curated record. Bases 1 to 276 code for a protein of 91 amino acids. The transcript has a single exon.
AUGACUGAGAUUUAUUUCAAGUUCCGCGGAAAUCUGACUGGCCGUGUCCACCUUCCAACUCUGGCUACUGAAGUAGACACGUCAGCAGACAAAUAUUCCAGCCUCUAUGUGUACGUGGGGCUGUUCCUAACCCUCCUGGCUCUCCUCCUGAUCCUGCUCUUCUCCAUGCUCCUGCGCCUGAAGCACGUUGUGUCCCCCAUCACCUCCCCAGAGAGCACUGAGAACGUGCAGCAGUUCACAGACGUGGAAAUGCACAGCAGGAUCCCCACCACGUAGGGAGCCCUCAGCAAAGAGGUCUCCGUGCUUGGCAAAGGUGUUUUGUUCAGCAAAGGUGGUGGAAAGAAGCUCUGGCUGGCUGUUGAGCCUCAAGACUUCUUGCAGAAGCCUCAGCAGCAUCUGGAGAGUGUCGCUGGCUGUUGGC